Molecule: messenger RNA, 670 nt
Organism: Meloidogyne enterolobii
Lineage: Eukaryota; Metazoa; Nematoda; Chromadorea; Rhabditida; Meloidogynidae
Source: the annotation of a GenBank genome assembly
UUUUGAGUAAUUAAAACAAAAAACUUCAAAACCCCCUUAAAUAAAAAAUUAAUUAGCUCUGUGCUUGCCCUAUUGGAUCUCCAGCCCGAGGUUGUGACCCAAUGCCUUUUGUUCUUUGGCACGAUCUGAUUGUUAACGGUUGCCCUAAUGUAACGGUGAACACACGUGAUCCAGCGCAAAAAGUUCAUCGCUGGUUUAGAAGGGUAAACCGAUUCACAAAUACCGAUCAGUGUGAGCCUUAUAUUUUCCCUUAUUGUUCUGAACUUGAUUUUAAUUUGUGGCGUUCACCUCGUACCAAACAAGAAUGUGAACUGUAUUGUUAUUCUUCAGAGGAACAACGAAAAAGAGGAGGAUCUAAUGUUGUUUAAAUUUUGGAUUUAAUUUUUAAAAAUUAUAUUAUUGGUCCUUUUUGUUAUAAAAAAUAGAAUGAUUAUUUUGUAAUCUCUAAUGUAUUCUUUUCGGUUAUAAGGUACCGUCGAUAGUACGCUACCGUCCGAACUCGAUUUACAACAAAGGAAAUAUUGAGGAAUUUUGGUAUAUCUAGGGAUCGAAAGGGUUUGAGGAGGUAUCGGUGGAUUUGAAGCGAUAGGAAAGUAACGGAGUAUAUGGAGGAAUAGAAGGAUAUCGGGGGAUUUUUGAUUCAACUCUAACAAUAAGAAUGCUUUGAUUC